Molecule: messenger RNA, 1465 nt
Organism: Pteronotus mesoamericanus
Lineage: Eukaryota; Metazoa; Chordata; Mammalia; Chiroptera; Mormoopidae
Product: low affinity immunoglobulin gamma Fc region receptor II-like
Exons: 8
Coding region: 95-1042 (315 amino acids)
Biological process (GO): regulation of immune response; cell surface receptor signaling pathway
Cellular component (GO): plasma membrane
Molecular function (GO): transmembrane signaling receptor activity
Source: RefSeq, a predicted model, not a curated record
CAGGCUUCAGAGCCGGUCUGUCCCUGGGGUGCCAGCGGUGAAGCCGCCUGCCUGCGGAGUCUGCUGGUGCCUUCAGGCCUCCGCUCUAGGGGUGAUGGGGGUCCCCUCGGCCCUGCGCCUCCCUGCCGCAGAGCGUGCCCGGGCUGGCUGCCCGCGCUGCCGCCCUGGGGGCCACCUGCUACUGUGGGCAGCUCUGCUAGUCCUGGCUCCCGCGGCGGCCGCCGAGGCUCCUGGCACGCCUGGUCCCCCGAAGGCCGUGGUGCACCUGGAGCCCCCCUGGUUCAACGUGCUCCACGGGGACAACGUGACUCUGCACUGCCAGGGGGCCCACGGCCCCGGGAACGCCCCCACCCAGUGGUUCCACGACGGGAUCCCCGUCCCGACCCAGGUCCAGCCCCACUACAGCUUUAAGGCCAGCAGCAACGACAGCGGAGACUACCAGUGCCAGACGGGCCAGACCACCCUCAGCGACCCCGUGCACCUGAACGUGACUUCCGGCUGGCUGCUGCUCCAGGCGCCGCGCCUGCUGUUCCAGGAGGGCGAGCCCAUCACGCUGAGGUGCCACAGCUGGAAGAGCUGGCGCCUGUACAAGAUCACGUUCUUCCAGGACGGCAAAGCCAAGCAGUUUUCCUCCACGAAUUCCAACUUCUCCAUCCCGCAAGCGAACGGCACUCACAGUGGCGCGUACCACUGCACAGGGUUCCUGGGGCACAUGAAAUACUCGUCCCAGGCUCUCAGCGUCGCUGUCCAAGUGUCCAGCGGGAGCGACAGCGCCUUCCUGGUGACAGUGGUUGUGGCCGCGGUCGUGGGCGUCGCUGCCUUAGCCGCCGUGGCUGCCGUGGUGGCCUGGGUCCGCCUCAGGCGGCACAAGACCUCAGGAGCCCCUGAGAACAGGGAAGUGGGAAAGACCCCACCCGAGGAACCAGCCAACCUUGCCAACACUGAAGAGGCUGCCAAUGCGGAGGCGGAGAAUACAAUCACCUACUCGCUGCUCAUGCACCCAGAGGAAGACACGACACUCGCGGAUUAUCAGAACGCGUAGCCGUGGGGACAAGAGCCAGGGCCGGGACCGGCCUUGAGGCCGACGAGAGACCCCUGCUGUGUCCCAAAGGAGCGGCCCUCGUCGAGGUUCCCUGCGUGAGCGCCCAGGCUCUGUCCCGGAGGCCGCGGACGGCGUGGUGCCAGCGACAGGCUGCGCAGACCCCGGCCGAGGCGCCGGGGUGUUCUCUGCGUCCAUGCAGCCAGCAAAACCGACUUCUAUUACGGGAGUGUAGCGGCACGGGAAGUGCUGUGUAACAGGUUGCACGGGAAAAGUUACACGAAUAGAUGGUCUCCGGGCUGACGAACAGAGUGACAGCGGCCAGCGUGCUCAAGAGGCUGUUUCGGGGUGAUGGGAUUUGGGGCUUUUCCUUUCUUUUUUUCUCUCGACGCACCAUGUAUUACUUUGAUAAUAAAGCACAGUGAA